Anoplopoma fimbria (sablefish) is the source of this 6376-nucleotide messenger RNA. RefSeq names its product solute carrier family 41 member 1 (gene slc41a1). Gene Ontology annotation, cellular component: plasma membrane. The record is from RefSeq and is a predicted model, not a curated record. Lineage: Eukaryota; Metazoa; Chordata; Actinopteri; Perciformes; Anoplopomatidae. Gene Ontology annotation, molecular function: monoatomic cation transmembrane transporter activity. The transcript is spliced from 12 exons. Bases 829 to 2496 code for a protein of 555 amino acids. Gene Ontology annotation, biological process: monoatomic cation transport.
UCGCGGGGGGUUGAAUUGACGUCCGUGUGACACUCCGUUGCAGAGGAUGUACGCAGCACCUCAGUUAAUGGUAGAAAUAUUUUUAGCCGCCGGGAGGAGAUUUGGCGCUGGAUGAAACUGUUUUUGAACUCACUCCUCACUCCUCGCGUAAUGUCAGCGGACAGCGGAGAGGCUUUCGCUCGGCUUAAACACCACAGUAGUGUAUUACAUGGACGCACAGAGUGAACUUAUGCUGUAAUAAUUGUUAACAUUCGUGUUCAAGAUUCUAGCUGUUGUUUUAUAUUAUUGUGGUGACCAUCCACUCUGGUUGGAGAGAAACCUUUCCGCAGGCCGUAAUUUAAUCUUCAUACUGCAGACCUUUAAAUAUCUCCCUUGAAAACCUCCCAGCAGCCACGUGGUGUAAGCUCACACUGAACUUUCAAAGGACUGUUUACAAGUGACUGGUAGGGGAUAUCUCUGGUGAGUCCCCCGAUCAUUUUCCUUUUCUCUUCUGCUUUGAACCAGUAUGCCCUCUUCUUUUUUUCGCCGGUCUACCCUGAGCACCUUGCAGUGAAUGGAGAACAUACUGGUUUUGCUCCCGAAGCACCGACAGGAACACAGGCUCUGCAGACACACGGCUGCGUGUGCCUCGCUGCAGGUUUUACCCUACAGUGCCGUCUUCUCCCGGUCUUUAGUAGAGACCCCCACUCCCUGGAAGCCUCUUUAAUGGGAUAAAUCAAUAGGACUGAUCAGGUUCAAAACCAGAUCAGGUGGCCGAUUCCAUUCUGACUUUCCCCGAAACAACCUAACCUUUUUUUGUUAAGCCCACUGUCCUCCAAAGGCGUCCGCAUGGUACUUUGGUCGAAAGAGCAAGACAAACUCCCUGACAUCGACAUGUCCACCGGGACCAUUGAUGCGAAGGAGGGAGGGCCCCCAACAUCGGCCCUGCUCAACUCCAACUGCUCCGUCCACCCGGUGAUCCUCACCGAGGGCACUGAGGAGGUUGGCACCGAGAAGGUGGCCCCGGGGACCGGCGGCGAGUUGGAGCUCACAGAGGUCACAUCGUUCACAGAGAGGGCCGGUGAGACCGGGGACGUUGAGGAGAGGACCGAGAUUGUGGUGGCCAUGGACUGCCGGGCCAACGCCAAAGGUCAGCGGGAGGAGGACGCUCUCCUGGAAAACGCCAGCCAGAGCAACGAGAGCGACGACACCAGCACCGACCAGAGCCCGGAGCCGUCGGUCCCACUCAAGGAGACCUCCUUCUCCAUUGGCCUGCAGGUGGUCAUCCCCUUCCUGCUGGCCGGGUUCGGGACAGUGGCGGCUGGAAUGGUGCUAGACAUUGUCCAGCACUGGACGGUGUUCACGGAGGUGUCAGAGGUGUUCAUCCUGGUUCCAGCGCUGCUGGGGCUCAAAGGCAACCUGGAGAUGACGCUGGCCUCCAGACUUUCCACCGCGGCUAAUAUUGGUCAGAUGGACACAGCCAAGAACAUGUGGAAGAUGAUAAUGGGGAACUUGGCCCUCAUCCAGGUCCAGGCCACAGUGGUGGGCUUCCUGGCCUCCAUAGCUGCUGUGAUCUUCGGCUGGAUCCCAGAGGGACACUUCAGGCUGGGCCACGCCGUGCUGCUGUGUGCCUCCAGUGUGGCGACGGCCUUCAUCGCCUCUCUGCUGCUAGGGCUCAUCAUGAUCGGCGUGAUCAUCGCGGCCAGGAAAGUCGGCAUCAACCCUGACAACGUGGCCACGCCCAUUGCCGCCAGCCUGGGAGACCUGAUCACCCUGUCCGUGCUGGCAGGCAUCUCAACUGGACUGUACAAGGAGCUAGAGUCCAAUGACUACGCCAACCCGCUGGUGUGUGCGGUAUUUGUGGCCUUGUGCCCCCUCUGGGUGCUGAUAGCCAGGAGGAUCCCAUCCACCAGAGAACUGCUGUACUCCGGCUGGGAGCCAGUCAUCAUCGCCAUGGCCAUCAGCAGUGUCGGGGGUUUGAUCCUCGACAAGACUGUCACCAACCCAAACUUUGCUGGCAUGGCGGUGUUCACCCCAGUCAUCAACGGUGUUGGAGGUAACCUGGUCGCGGUUCAGGCCAGUCGAAUCUCCACCUAUCUGCACAUGAACGGUCUACCCAUGGGGGAUCCCAACCCCACCCCCAGGAAGUGCCCCACGCCCUGCACCUCCUUCUUCGGCUCCUCUGUGAACUCACGUUCAGCCCGUGUGCUCUUCCUCCUGGUCGCCCCGGGUCACCUCGUCUUCCUCUACACCAUCAACUCCCUGAGGGGGGGACACACCACCCUGACAGCCGUCUUCAUUUCGUUCUACAUGGUCGCUGCACUACUACAGGUGUUAAUCCUUCUCUACCUGGCAGACUGGAUGGUGCACUGGAUGUGGGGUCGAGGCAUGGACCCCGAUAACUUCUCCAUCCCCUACCUGACGGCUCUGGGCGACCUGCUGGGGACAGGCUUCCUUGCCCUCUGCUUCCACAUGCGCUGGUUCAUCGGUGACAGGGACGCUAACGCGGGCAACUGAAUGCAUGCACAGCAACACGCACAACAACAAAACAUACAUAUUCUACGCUUGCACGCAAGGACAAUGAAGAACAUCUCCCAUACGCCUGGACAUUAUCUGAAAGUGGCCUUUUUUUACUACAUAAGGGCUAAUCUCCUGUAGGGCUCUGAUUGAUGGUCUAGCACUUGUAGGAGCAGUUAUGUUUCAUCUUCAGGAGAUCAGGACUCAGUAUCUUAAAAACACAUAUCUCCACCUCAACCAGUGAACAAAACCCCACAAACUACCCCACUCCUCCUAUAUUUUACCUAAUAACUGAGUCCUACUACUUUUGUUAUGAUCACGCUAUUGAAAAUGAUUACUAUUGUUGAUAAAUAAUGCAUUUUAUAUGAAUCAAUAUUUGUUCCACGUGAAGGGUCAGUCCUCAUUAUUUUCUAUGGGAACGUUAGCCCUACCGUUUUUUAGAAGAUACAUUUUUAACACUUGAAACCAGGACGGCAAAAAAUACGUCCAAACGAGCCUUGAAUGCUUAAUCACCAAGUGCUACGUCAUUUACAGAAUGAAUAUUAUAUGUGUCUCACUUCUGAUUUAGUAGAGUUUACAAAGGGCUAGGAAUUGGGUGGGUGGGGUUUACUACAGGGGACUGGACCACAAACGUAACAAACUAAAUCUCUUUUUUGCGUCGCUCUCAUCUAUGGAUGGCUUAAUUUGAGUCCAAUGGGAUCAGAAGAUCAAGGUCGUAACUCCCACGUUUUCUUCCCCCCUAGUUCUGGACUCCAGAAUUAGGAACGUCAGAUCUGAGGUCAGAUCAGAAUCCAUCAAACGCUUACACCAGCCACGACUAGAAGGGAUCUACCUCUGCUUCCGUCAGCAGUUGAGAACCUCUUAAUUAACCCCUAUUUAAAAAUUGCUGUUAAACAGAAUUGCUUGCUCUCUGGCAAAACAGCCUGUAUUUUUUUCAUCAAACUUCCUCUGGAGUCCACAGAAGUUACACUUUUUUGGGGGGGGGCCAAAUCAACUAAAAACUGCCAUUACGGAAUGCCCCGAGUAAGAUUAGUUUUUGAUUGACCAGCAGGCGCACAAAACCAGAAUAAAAUAGUACGUGGGAGACGGCCCGUUAGGAAUGUGUCUGUACACCUGACACACAAACGCAUCUCAUUGUUGACUUUAUAGGGUUAAUAGAGGUUAGAGAGGUCUUAGCUAGCUGUUCUAGGUGAGGAUAGCACCAGUCUCCCAUGUCCGAAGCAAUCCGCCCACUCUCUACUGGAAUAAGCAAGUUGUUGUUGUUGCUGUUAUGUUGCCCAAGCCAGGCUUAUAGUAAGUGAAAAAAUGCUCAACAUGCUGCGACGCACUGGAAAACAACCUGCAGAGCUCAGCAAAGUCAACGCCAUUCUUUUCACGCAUUGGUACAAUGUGUUAAGUUGCCUUAGUCAGGAUGAGCCCGCUCGGAUUCAGCUGUCUGGUACCAGGUGAAAGGUCCCGAUCGCUGAUGUUUCGCGUGGAUAUUUGUUCUCUCUAAUUUGACAACUUUAAAUUGUAUGUUGGGAAUCAAAACUGGAGCGCUGAUCCUUUCCAGUGAAAGACAGACCAAUGAUGUUGUUUGAGGUUGGUUUAUCAGAUCGGUCACAGUGGCUAUAGGAAGUGGUUGCAUAUCUUUUUUUUUUUAAGUGUUUUUAUUGUUGGUAUUGGGUUCUUUGAGUUGCACGAUUAAAAGUUCUCUAUGCUAACAAGCUUGCUUUCAGUUAGCAAGUUUCGUUAGCUUAGUGAACUUUUGGCCCCCUUAUAGUAACGCUAUGAUGAAUGAGGAAAUUUCUUAAGUUUAGUUUUUUUCAGAUGCUGUAGAGUGCGUUCAAACGUGUUGUUUCUCUCUACGGAAGCCCAGAGAGGCAAGUAAGAAAAAAAAAAAUCUGGUGAAACUCUUCUUUUAAAGCUGGGAAAAAAAUGUCCCACUUGCUUUAAGGAUGAGAAAGAAAAUGAAGGAAAUUAGAAACUUUUUUUUCUCACCUGUUGUUAAGACAUAAUCACAGGAGAGAAAACAGUUCAGGUUAGACUUGGAAAAUUGAUUAAUUUUUUUCUCAUGUCAGGCCUUCUAAGGGCUUCCGUAUAUUAAACAUAUAAUUAAUAAAAUAACUAAUAAUAAUCUCUCUGGUGACUCGACUGGGGCAAAAAUCGUUUUAACCUCAGUAACAUGUCGCCUGACUUUGAAAAAAAGAAAGUAGCGAACCAUUUUCUACAAACUGUACCGAGUACAGACGCAGAGCCCGGGGUCUUAGGAGAAACCUGCAUGUGAUGCUUGACUUAUUCGACGCUUGUCGGACUUCUGUGCUGUUUUCGAAGGGGCCAGCAGAAUGCAUGUGCAGGGCACAUAAUGUGAAUGUGCAAAACUUGAUUCUUUUAUCUGUUGAAAAUCUUGUUCUGGUCUUACUGAUUUAUUUCUUCUUUUAAAUGUGUCAAUUAUGUGAUUUUUUUUUUCUUCUAUUCCUUUCCACAGCUCCCUAAUCUUUUUAACUCUUCGUGAUUUUUGAUUUGUGUCGUAAUAUUUCACCGAGCAAACAACCACUGUAAAGAUGAAGUAAGCUCUCCGCACUGGUCAAAGGCACAAUGUACUGUAAUCUGCAACAAAAAAAAUGGACACCAGAGGGCGCCGCAGGGAUCCUCUUAACUUUACAACUUUUCAGUGCAUCUCUGUGUCCUCUGGAUUUAAACCGACUCGAGUCCAUCCGGAGUGACGUUUUAUUUUGUCUUCUUUUCUACAGACUUGUUGUAAAAGUUGCAUCCUUCCAUCCGUUCACUCAGUCUGUAUGCUCCGCUCUCUUACUGACCGGGAGCCAGCGUUCUGCCUCUGUGUCAAAUGGAAAGUUGUGAAUACUUCUAUAAAAGGGGCAAGUAAUGCUUUGUCUAUUUAUUUUUAGAUUGCACACAAAGCAAAUUGUACAUAUUAUAUUUAUUCUAUAUAUAAGGUUGUUUAUUUUGUCAUUUCAUUUUGGCUCCGUUUCUUUGACACCAUGUUGUUUUUCUCAUAUAUUUUUUUUUUCUUUGCUAAAGACCAGUAGAGCUUCCUAGCGGUGAGGCUAACCAAUAGCACGAUGCCUAAUACCAGUCUUUGCACACCUCACACAUAUGCGCACACACACCCACGCACACACAACCUGUCACACACAGGGAAAGUAUACUUAUAAAACAUAGAAUGGCCUUAACCUAUGAGAGCCAAGCUCAACUCAGAGUAACCCAAUCAGGAGCUAGGUUCGUCACAGAGUAGCGUCUCUUUAAUUAGCUUUGAUUAAUAAAUGAUGUACAGUUGAUUAUGAUUGUAAUGAUAUAAUGACUUUAUAUGACGCAGCAGCGGAGAGGAGGGCGGAGGGCAUCAGUCACAGGCUUUUUAUUCACGUCGUGAAAGUGGAAAAAUUAGGACUUUGAGGCUGGAAAAGCCCAGUAGGCUGGUUUUACAGGGCAUCGGUAAAAGUCUGGAGUUAAGUUUAGCACUAACAGGACUAAGAUUUCAAGCCACAAACACAGCAAAAAAAAAAAAAAAGACAAAAUGUCACUUCUCCUUAUAUUUCCACCUGUAUAUGAAAUAUCCAGCCUUUAAAAAAAACUUCAACCACCUACUGCCUUGUUAGCCUCAGUGCUUUAAACCCUCAAGCCCCUGAAUCCUCAGGCUGCCACACCCACAUCAAGGUGGAGCCUUUGAUUCAGACACUAAAACCUCCACCUGUCUCGGUCAGCUCUGCUGCCUCUGAGAAACUGACAUAAAACACUGUUACCAUCUCAGUGGGGAAGAGGUCCUUGCAUUCUCUGUGUGCUCUUCUUGUAGAAGCCCUCCCUCUGUGAGGCUGGAGGAAGGCUCUCUCCCUGCAGGACUUUGUAAAUUGCUGGAAAUAAAGGACUAUAUUAUUUCAUACCA